CAGACAAAGCAUGCCAGCCACAAGGGUCUUACACUGCCUCCUAAGAUCCAUAUAUAAACCAGCACACUAGAGCACACAGAUAUAUAGCAGACUCAAGGGCGUAGUGAGGUUUUACUUCAGUGGACUUGGAGUCUUCAGCGUUAACAGGUUUUGGUUGGGUCUGAGGACACUUGUUGGAAAAAAACGUUUCUGAACUUGGCACCACACAACACGGCUUUUGGACAAAAUGGCACUGCGACAGAACUCCGACAAAGACCCGACUAUUGAACUCUUCAUAAAGGCUGGCCACGAUGGAGAGAACGUGGGCAACUGCCCAUUCUGCCAGAGGCUCUUCAUGGUCCUGUGGCUGAAAGGAGUCAAGUUCACCGUGACCACCGUCGACAUGAGGAAGAAGCCAGCAGAGCUGAAGGAUUUGGCACCAGGGACCAACCCUCCAUUCCUACUGUACAAUGGCACCCUCAAGACAGACUUUAUCAAGAUCGAGGAGUUUCUGGAGCAAACACUGGCCCCUCCCAGGUAUCCACACCUUAGCCCACGCAACAAAGAGUCCUUUGACGUGGGUGCGGACAUUUUCGCCAAGUUCUCCGCUUUCAUCAAGAACAACCCAGCCAACACUACUUUCCAAGAGAAGGCGCUGCUGCGGGAGUUCAAGCGGCUGGAUCACUACCUGAACUCCCCCGUCCCUGAAGAGAUUGACCACAACUCCAGAGAAAACAUCGCCCUCUCCAAGAGAAAGUUCCUGGAUGGCAACCAUCUCACCCUGGCAGAUUGCAACCUGCUGCCCAAGCUGCAUGUCAUCAAGAUUGCUGCCAAGAAGUACUGUGACUUUGACAUCCCGGUCCAGUUCACCGGAGUAUGGAGGUACCUGAACAAUGCCUACGAGAGGGAGGAGUUCAGUCAGACCUGCCCUGCCAACAUCGAGAUCGAGAAGGCUUACCUGGACGUGACCAAUAAGAGGCUGUAAACCUAUAACCAACCUUUAACCAACCAUUACACAACAUGUCCUCUUUUACUAUUACCUUACAUGGAAAUGGUAACUCAUUCACCCCAAAAAAUAUAACAAAUUUUUUGGGGAGGCCACAGCAAUCAUUAUCAAAGUAUCUCAAAUCAAUCCUGCAUCAGGAUGCCUUUGAAAUCGAUAGGCAUUCUAGGAAUCAAAUUAGUACAGAAGUUCACACCCACACACAAAGUGCAUUAUGUUAAAAAGUGCAUUAUUUACAAAAUUAACUGCAAUGCCUUGUGUUUUACAGACAAUUUACUAAUAGGAUGCUACAGUAACUAAGGUUUAUGUAUGAUGUUAAUUUCAAGUAAUUAUACUGCCAAUUCCCAUUAUAUACCACACUAAAUAGGCCAAGUGUGCAAUUUGACUGUUUAUCAAAUUAAGUGUUUCUUUGUCCAUAGUGUAAAUAUGUAUAUUUUUUUCACAUGUUGUUUAUGACCUGAACACCCAUAAUAUUAGAAUGUAUAAGACUAUAAGAGUGUAUUCUAAUUCUGUUUAUGUGUGAUUGAAUGGAGUGAAAUAAAAUAUAUUUUAACAGUUGCUCAUGAUUACCAUAAAGAAUAGUCAAUUAUCAUGUAAAUAAGUUAAGGUCAAAUGUUUUACCAUAAUACAUUACACCUGCCCGAUUCUAGUUUUUUCAAACUAUGAUGUGAACUAAAAUAAAAUCUAUUUCAUGAGUCUGA
Salvelinus namaycush (lake trout) is the source of this 1683-nucleotide messenger RNA. It is a transcript of the gene clic2, whose product is annotated as chloride intracellular channel 2. NCBI's taxonomy places the organism in Eukaryota, Metazoa, Chordata, Actinopteri, Salmoniformes, Salmonidae. The transcript is spliced from 6 exons. Gene Ontology annotation, biological process: negative regulation of ryanodine-sensitive calcium-release channel activity; chloride transmembrane transport. The record is from RefSeq and is a predicted model, not a curated record. Bases 227 to 964 code for a protein of 245 amino acids. Gene Ontology annotation, molecular function: chloride channel activity.